CUCCUUACUACCCACCAUGUCGGUCCCACGACCGCAAGAUAUCAACGACCUUGCUCUUUCCCCGUCCACGUCGGACGAUGUGCUCGUCUCGGUCCUCCGCGAGCGAUUCCUUUCUGAUACCGUCUACACCGCAAUUGGCAGCUCCGCCCUCGUCGUCGUCAACCCAUACAAGUAUGUCUCAAGCAACGCUGACAACGUCUUGCUGGACUAUGCGGCCGAGUACCGGGACACUGACGCACAUGACGACCGACAUGUCAAACCACCGCAUAUAUUCCAGUUGGCGAACAACGCAUAUUUUCACAUGAGGAGGACGAACAUGGACCAGUGCAUCUUACUGAGCGGUGAAUCUGGUAGUGGUAAAAGCGAGACCCGUCGCUUGGCCAUCAAGUCGAUCCUUGAGUUGUCCGUGACGAGCCCAGGCAAGAAAGGCGGAAAGAUGGCUACUCAGAUACCGUCUGGGGAAUACAUACUCGAAUCUUUUGGCAACGCACGGACACUCCAAAACCCCAACGCUUCCCGUUUCGGCAAAUACACCGAGCUUCAAUUCUCGGAACGCGGUCGCUUAUGUGGCAUCAAAACCCUCGACUAUUACCUCGAAAAGUCGCGUGUUGCUGGUGCACCGGGUGGCGAGCGCAACUUCCAUGUCUUCUACUACCUCUGCUCUGGUGCGUCCCAGGAAGAGAGGCAACAUCUCAAGCUUGCGGACAAAUCGACCUUCCGCUAUCUCGGCCAACGGCCAACAGGAGGCAGGGAGGCGGUUACAGAAGACUCCCAGCGGUUCGAUCGUUUGAAAAUGGCAAUGAAAAGUGUUGGAUUGUCGAAGCGACACAUCGCGCAGACUUUCCAGUUGCUCGCAGCCAUCCUCCACCUCGGCAACAUCGACUUCACGAUGGACAAGUCGCGUAACGAGGAUGCUGCUGUUGUUAAGAAUGUUGAUCAACUCGAAAUCGUUGCCGAUUUCCUUGGUGUACAACCACAUGCGCUCGAAGCUGUCAUGCAGUACAAGACAAAACUGGUGCACAAGGAGCUGUGUACCAUCUUCCUCGAUCCUGAAGGCGCAGGUGGCAACCGAGACGACCUCGCGAAGACCCUUUACUCGCUGCUCUUUGCAUUGCUCAACGAGACGAUGAACCAGAACCUAUGUCGUGACGACUUCCUUACAUUUAUCGGCCUAUUCGAUCUCCCUGGGUUCCAGAACAUCUCUUCUUCCGCCAGCCGUACCAACUCCUUGGAUCAGUUCUGCGUCAACUUCGCCAAUGAGCGGCUCCAGAACUGGGUGCAGAAGCGCAUAUUCGAGAGGAACAACAAGGAAUAUGAAGCGGAGGAGAUUGCCAGUCUUAUUCCCACGAUUCCGUUCUUCGACAACUCUGAAUGCAUUCGACUAAUGUCACACCAGCCUGGUGGACUCAUCCAUAUUAUGGAUGAUCAGGCGAGGAGGCAACCGAAGAAAAACGAUCAUACCAUGGUUGAGGCAUUCAGCAAGCGCUGGGGAAAUCAUUCGUCAUUCCGCGCCGGUCAGAUGGACCGUUCAGGCUUCCCAACCUUCACCGUCAACCACUAUGUCGGACCUGUGACAUACUCUGCGGAAUCCUGGCUCGAGCGUGACACCGAUGCUCUCAAUCCCGACUUUGUUUCCCUUCUUCGUGGUGCAACUUUGAAUGCCGAUGAGUCACCGCCUCUUCAUAUGGGCGGCAGCGAAGUCACCGGGUCUAUUAAUCCUUUCGUCCGCAGUCUUUUCUCUGCCAAGGCGAUCGCGACCCAGGCACACCCGUAUAACGAGGAUACCAUCGUAGCUGCGCAGCAGCCAGUCAUGCCAAUGCGUGCUCCCUCGACUCGCAGAAAGCAAUCUGUGCGCCGUGCGCGCGCUUCGCAGCAAGUCAACUCUCCUCCAGCUGUUCAAGAGGACGAGGAGCCGCCGAGGGAAAUCAAGUGUGUUGCGGGUGAAUUCCGCACAGCCCUCGAUGUGUUAUUUGAAACCCUUGAUGAGACGCAAGCCUGGUUCGUCUUCUGUAUCAACCCCAACGAUUCCCAGCUGCCGAACCAGAUGGAAGGUCGUGGUGUCAAGGCACAAGUGCGUAGUCUGGGCUUACCAGAGGUCGCCAAGCGUCUGUCGGUGUCCUUUGAAGCAAGCAUGACGCCCAUCGAGUUCUGCGACCGGUACAAGAGCCAGAUGGUUAUGCUUGGGAUAGGGAUCGAAGACGACUUUAGAGAGCGCAUCACGAGGACGCGCGAUGCCCUUGAUCUUGGCGAACAGGACGUUGUUGUCGGAAAACACAAAGUUUUCCUCAGUCAUACCGCUUUCCACGUCUUGGAGAACUACCUGCGAGCAAGUGAUAUUGAUGAGCAGAAGCGGAACCGUAACCGGGAAUUGGAGCGCGAGGAAGUGGACCGUCCCACAUUCGAUCCUUUCGCGCCCUAUUCACCUCUUAAUGCAGAAGUCGUCGAUUCUCCUCAUCCUGGUGUUUAUCAUAACCCGCGCUCUGCAAGGACCAAUUCCUCUGCAGGUCUCGUCAUGAACGCUGCGCCGUUCCGUGGUGCGGCUCUGGAUGACGGAGCAACUGAUGAUGGGCGGUCGUAUCGCAGUGGCACCGACUAUGAUACUCGCAGUCGGGCAACUAGCCAGAAGGAUGAGGUGAUGUCCAUGACCUCUUACGCACCGACGAACAACAUGUUCCAUAACAUGGAUAAGCAGGUUAUUCCGGAGAAGGACGCGCUUCCUGGAGAAGCAUUGGAAGGAGAAACAACAGAAGAUCUGCGCGAGUCCGUUGGUCGUCGGCGAUGGGUAUUUUUCUGCUGGAUGCUUACCUUUUGGAUCCCCAGUUUCAUCCUUUCGUUUGUCGGGAGGAUGAAGCGUAUGGAUAUCCGGCAGGCGUGGCGCGAAAAAGUGGCGAUAAACAUGAUCAUCUGGUUUGUCUGCGGUUGUGCCAUAUUCGUCAUCGCGAUCCUUGGCAACCUUAUCUGCCCCACUCAAUAUGUGUUCAGCACAAGCGAGCUGCAAAGCCACUCAUUCCAAAACAACCCGUCGCAGUUAUAUACGGCCAUUCGUGGAGAAGUUUUCGAUCUUACCAACAUUGCUGCCCUUCACCUCACGGCUGUUUCGGUCGUGCCGACGAAAUUGAUUACCAACUACGGUGGGGAGGACGCGACAUCGUUAUUCCCCGUGCAGGUCAGCGCACUGUGUAAUGGUGUCAGCGGCUCUGUCAAUCCCUAUGUUAUCCUCGACUCUACCAACACCACCACGAACAUCUAUGCGCAGUAUCAUGACUUCCGUGCUUUCACGAAUGACUAUCGCCCUGAUUGGUACUUCGAGACUAUGGUCAUGAUGCGAUACAAAUUCCGAGUUGGCUUUAUGGGUUACGUACCCCAGGAAAUUUCCGAUAUGGCGAACAGCGGUCGUGCAGUAGCCAUUUACAAUGGCGAAGUAUACGAAAUGACCAGUUACAUCAACAUUGGCCCGCAAGUCAAAGUGCCCAAUGGCUUCACGCCGCCGACUGGAAUCGACACUCAAUUCAUGUCUCAGCAGGUGCAGGAUCUCUUCACGUACAACAGCGGGCAGGAUAUUACUAAGCAGCUGAACUCACUGAACAUGGAUCCGACGACGCUUGCGGACCAGAAGACGUGCCUGCGUAAUCUGUUCCUCAUCGGGAAAGUUGAUAACCGUAACUCUCCUCAGUGUUUGUUCGCCAACUACAUCCUACUAGCGCUCUCCGUGAUGAUGGUUUCGAUCAUUGGGUUCAAAUUCUUGGCUGCCUUACAGUUUGGAUCAGCACGGGCUCCUGAAGAUCACGACAAGUUUGUGAUUUGCCAGAUUCCUUGCUACACCGAAGGCGAAGACUCUCUCAAGAAGACCAUUGAUUCCAUGGCCAAACUGCGUUACGAUGACAAGAGAAAGCUCUUGUUCGUUAUAUGCGAUGGUAUGAUCGUCGGUUCCGGAAACGAUCGCCCUACUCCCCGUAUCGUACUGGAUAUUCUUGGUGCUGAUCCUAAUCGUGAUCAGGAGCCGCUCAGUUUCCUGUCACUGGGUGAAGGUGCCAAACAACAUAACAUGGGCAAAGUCUACUCAGGUUUGUACGAAUGCGAAGGACACGUCGUCCCGUAUAUUGUCCUCGUCAAGGUCGGGAAGCCAACAGAACGGAGCCGGCCCGGUAACCGUGGCAAACGUGACUCUCAGAUGGUUCUUAUGCACUUCCUGAACAAGGUUCAUUUCAACUCGCCAAUGAACCCGCUCGAGCUCGAGAUCUAUCAUCAGAUCAAGAAUGUCAUUGGCGUCAAUCCGACCUUCUACGAAUAUCUGUUCAUGGUGGAUGCUGAUACGACAGUUGAUCCCAUGUCGUUGAAUCGCUUGAUUUCUGCCAUGAUGCAUGACAAGAAGGUUCUCGGUGUUUGCGGUGAAACAGCGUUGUCCAAUGCUAGACAUUCAAUCGUCACAAUGAUGCAGGUUUAUGAAUAUUUCAUUUCGCAUCACAUGGCAAAGGCUUUCGAGAGUCUUUUCGGUUCCGUCACUUGUCUUCCCGGUUGUUUCACGCUCUAUCGCCUUCGUACUCCUGACAGCAAGAAACCUUUGUUCAUUUCGAACCAGGUCAUCGAAGAGUAUUCCGAAAAUCGCGUCGAUACGCUGCACAUGAAGAAUUUGCUGCAUCUCGGUGAAGAUCGUUACCUAACCACAUUGCUACUGAAGCAUUUCCCAAACUACAAGACACAGUUUGUCCGUGAUGCACAUGCCUGGACCGUGGCACCUGACGAAUGGAAAAUAUUGCUAUCUCAACGUCGUCGGUGGAUCAACUCAACUGUACACAAUCUCGCUGAACUCGUGUUCCUUGAACGGCUCUGCGGUUUCUGCUGCUUCUCGAUGCGUUUUGUCGUCUUCAUCGAUCUGUUGUCGACCCUGAUUCAGCCCGUCACGGUUGCAUACAUUGUCUACCUCAUCGUCCUUGUUGCUGGAGAACACAAACCUCUACCCACCAUUUCGAUUAUUCUUCUUGCGGCCGUGUACGGUCUUCAAGCGCUGGUGUUCAUUGUCCGCCGCAAGUGGGACAUGGUAGGCUGGAUGUUCUUCUACAUUCUGGCUAUCCCCGCCUUCUCAUUCUUCCUGCCCCUGUAUUCGUUCUGGAGGAUGGAUGACUUCUCCUGGGGCGCUACUAGGGUUGUGUUAGGUGAGAAGGGCAAGAAGAUGGUGGUGCACGAUGAAGGCAAAUUUGAUCCCAAAGCCAUUCCUCUCAAGUCGUGGAGCGAUUUCGAAAACGAGCUGUGGGACAAGGAAUCAAAUCACUCCAUUGGGUCAUGGGUACCUCCCAAACCUGGGAAGGAAGACUACGAAUCUCGUGCCGAUUCUGUGUAUGGUCGAGAAACGUAUUAUGACCCCGACCCCUACUCUCGGAGCCGAGCUCCCAGCCAGAACAUGAUGCACCCGCCCGCGUUCGCCUCGGGUCGCAACUCGCCGGCAGAUGUCGCUUCCCUCCGUCCCUCAAUGCGUGGACAGUACGCCGCCAACGCGUAUGGUUCUCGUCCUGGGAGCCAGGUUGUUUAUGACCCACCUGAGGGUUAUCCGCCACCUAAUUACCCUCCUAGCCGGCAAGCGUUCUCCCGCUUACCUUCAACCCAAUCCGGGCUGGCAAACGUGCUGAACUACGAUGACCAAGGGGCGAAUGACGGGUUACCGUCAGACGCUGAGAUCGAGGCUGCCAUUCGGGACAUCCUUCGUGAGGCCGACCUGAACACUGUCACCAAGCGCGGUGUUAGGCAACAACUGGAGCGAGUGUUUGGUAUCGAUCUUGGACCGAAGAAGUCGUUCGUCAAUGCGACCAUUGAUCGUCUUCUGCUCAACCCGGUUUGAGAUAACUAGACACUGCUGUGGACCUGGACCUUUUUAUUUCCUUUUUCGUCCCUGAUGCUGUGCAUGGUCUGCCGAUGAACCUUCUCUUAUCCCUCGUUACGCAAUCCACUCAUAAACUGUACUGCUAUCACUGCCACGGACUCUCCUUUUACUAUCAGUCUAUCUUGCAUUUAUGGACUACUACUUAGAACAAUUAUGCAAAAUAGUCAUUGCAUACGUG
Dacryopinax primogenitus is the source of this 6053-nucleotide messenger RNA. Its product is annotated as glycosyltransferase family 2 protein. The coding region runs from base 17 to 5833 and encodes 1938 amino acids. NCBI's taxonomy places the organism in Eukaryota, Fungi, Basidiomycota, Dacrymycetes, Dacrymycetales, Dacrymycetaceae. The transcript has 4 exons. The record is from RefSeq and is a predicted model, not a curated record. Gene Ontology annotation, cellular component: cell periphery; cell septum; myosin complex. Gene Ontology annotation, molecular function: chitin synthase activity; cytoskeletal motor activity; ATP binding.